AUGAUGAGUAAAGACUCUCUUAGACUGGAAAGCCCAGUGAAGGAGACCUUGCACAAAGCCUUUUGGGACAGUGUGGAGGAACAGCUCCCUGCUGGAACCCCAGACCACACGUGGGCAAUCCAGCUGCUGCAGGAGAUAAGAGUUGAGUUGUUCCUGACCCAGAGAAGAUGGGUGAUUAUCUGGGUGCUGGGCCUGAUGAAAAUGGAUAUGCAAUUUACCACCCAGAGCAUCUGCUCCCAUUUGCAAGACCACAUUGUCCAAUAUGAACAGAAGAGAUUCUAGGAACUCUUGGGUAAGCUGCCUACCAGCAGUAGCACAACUGUGCCUAGUCUUGCAUCCAUGCUAAAUCAAGGAUACAUGAAUCUGCUCUGCUGGGAGCCUGGGCAAAAGGAAUACCCUGAAACACUGCUUAUGGAUCAGCAGGAAAUACAAGCACAGGUGAAUGAGUUUGCCAUCAUAGCUGUAGUCCUGCUAGUGACACAGAAGUAUCUGUGAAGCACCUUAUGUGGUUUACCUGGGUUUGUACGUAGGCUGAAAAGGGUAACAAAGGUCCUCCUGGAAGGUAUUGCAUGAUUUAGGUAUGAAGAAGCUUUAGAAGACAUUGACCAUGCGCUCCAGGAGGUCAGCAGGACCCCUCAGCUGGGUUACUUUGCUUUUACCCCAGCAUACACUUCCCUGAAAGGCCAGAUAAAAAGCAUCGCAGACAAGGACAACACAGCCCAGCACAUCAUUGAGCAGCACAUUCAUUCCUUCCUCUGCCUUUUCAUUUCCCCUGAUGGACAGAGGCAGAAAGAUUUCCUGAAGAGCCUUGAUCCUGUUCAGGAAGAGCUGCUGGAAGCUGGGAGCAGGUUUGGAAGCAUGAUCCACCACAACAGGCAGGAGUUAGGACCUCACCACUCAGGAAUUGUCAAGAAGGUGCUUCUCCCAGAUGCAGAACCAGACUCAAGAGGUGGAACACUUUAUCCCACAGUAUCUCAAAUCAUGCCUCAGAUUGUAAAAAUCAACUGGACAAAUCCACAGCAUUACUCCUGGGAAGUGACUCUUUGCAUGUCUGUAUCUGAAUAAACCUCUCAACUACAAAAGGUAGUGCUUCUUUUCCCCCCAAAUCUGCCACUAUUUGGUGGGGAAGGCAACAGGAUGUGGAGCUGAGAAAGCUGCAGAGCAGCUCAGGGUGCUUUAAUUCAAGGUGUUAAUUCUGCCAUGGGCCUGUAACCUACUUUGCUGAAGCUUUAGUCACAGCCCAGGGAUGCUGUUUGCAUUUGAUAAAGCCACACAGUAUUUAAAAUCAUUAAAUCUGCUCAAUAUGGUUCAAUGUUAGCUUGAAAACUUGACUGAAUUAUUAGAAAUGGAACAUAUGGUAUAAAUUUAGCAAUCCCUGGUGUAUUUAGUAUUUCACAUCAGCCAGAUUUCACUUGACAUGAAAAUGGGAACUUUAACCUGUAUUUCAGUGUCUGGAUUUCUUGCUCUAAUUUCACAUCAU
This is a messenger RNA of Strigops habroptila (Kakapo), 1480 nucleotides long. It is a transcript of the gene TCP11, whose product is annotated as t-complex 11. Lineage: Eukaryota; Metazoa; Chordata; Aves; Psittaciformes; Psittacidae. The record is from RefSeq and is a predicted model, not a curated record. Gene Ontology annotation, biological process: regulation of sperm capacitation. Gene Ontology annotation, cellular component: sperm flagellum; acrosomal vesicle.